Kwoniella shivajii is the source of this 1098-nucleotide messenger RNA. RefSeq lists its product as uncharacterized. The transcript is spliced from 8 exons. The record is from RefSeq and is a predicted model, not a curated record. Lineage: Eukaryota; Fungi; Basidiomycota; Tremellomycetes; Tremellales; Cryptococcaceae. The coding region runs from base 1 to 1098 and encodes 365 amino acids.
AUGGAAACUAGAUUACCACCCCCAUCAGGUCCACCACCCAGAUAUACAGCGGUAGUACAAAAAGUUUAUCCAUAUUCCUUACGUCCAGUAAUUUUCUUCACUGCUGGUCUAGGCUUUAUAUAUGGUUUAGCGUUAGGUGUUGAUAGUAUCAGAGAUUUAGGAAAUGAUAAUGAAACUUCAAAAGAAAAGAUCUUUGAUAUCAUACAAGCAAUCUUGUAUUUCGUAGUAGCAGGUCUCGAAGCUUUUUGUAUCGUGAUAGCUUUUAUCCACAAGACACCUCUUGCUCGAUUCUUGCUCUUCCUUGCUCCUAUCGGUAUCCUUGUCAACUUAGGUAAUCAGGUUAUAUCCGUUGUACUGCAUUUCGCAUUGAAGACCGACUUGAUAGAUCAAUGUGUCAAGAACGAGGUCGGUGAAGAAGCUUACAACAGUAUUGGCAAUACCAUCUCGAUCAACGAUGAUCAAGCCCAAUCAAUUUGCGACAACGCUUGGGAUAGAGGUACAUGGUCUGUGUUCGCUUGGCUAUUCUUGAGUGUCAUUCUUUCACUGUUGUUCGGUUCAAUUCUCUUAUCAUAUUAUCGACAAGUACUUGAUCCAUCGUCCGUGCGAUCAAGAGUGACCAAUCAACCUCAAGCAUUUCAAAUGCAACCUGGCUAUAAUCAAUAUCCACCCCCAAACAACAACCAAUCUCAAACGUGGAUGGUACCACCUUAUCCUGGACCACCAAUGAAUGGAGCGCCACCACCUCCGCCCAAUGGAUUUGAGAAGUCAGAUUAUCAUCCUGAAGCGGGAUGGGCUCAAGAGCAAGAUUCUUAUGCACCUCCUUCAGGUCUACCCCCACCAAGAGGAGCAGGGACAACGUCGGUAAACAGAGAAGAAGAAGAUGCAUGGGAAAGAGCCCAAUCACAAGGUGUCACUGCUCAUCUAACAGGACAUGGACUCGCUCCAAGAGGUUAUGAAGAAACGCAAUUGACAGGAUAUAGAAUCGGUAAUGAUGAAGAAGAUGAAGCUUGGGAAAGAGCAAGAAAUGAGGGUCCAACUGCUCAUUUGACAGGUAAUGGUAAUUUCAGUUCAAGUAGGAAUAGGGAAGGUGCGAUUUAG